This is a messenger RNA of Neogale vison (American mink), 1517 nucleotides long. It is a transcript of the gene MYMK, whose product is annotated as myomaker, myoblast fusion factor. The record is from RefSeq and is a predicted model, not a curated record. Lineage: Eukaryota; Metazoa; Chordata; Mammalia; Carnivora; Mustelidae. Bases 718 to 1383 code for a protein of 221 amino acids. Gene Ontology annotation, cellular component: plasma membrane. The transcript has 5 exons.
AAACCUCUUACAAGGGAAGGGCGCUUCCCCGAGGCCAGCGGAGGGAGGGUGCCACGCCAGCUACGGCCUGGGCCUGGGAGCCCGGGGGAGAUGGAUGGCCCGGCCGUUUGCUACGGAUGCGAAACAAUGUAACCGAGGAGAAAACACUGUCUCAUUAGUCCAGUUGCCAAGGAAACCCAGGUGGGGAAAGAGCAGGCAGGACCUGGCGUGGGCUGGCAAAGCACCGCGCUGGUCGGCGAGGGUCUUUGGUGAUGAGAAUCGACGACACCUUGUCCCCCAGCCGCCGGCAGACACCGGGCUCCGGCAGCAGAGACCAGGCGUACUCCCUCUGGGCUCCCUGGGGCCCCGGGGAGAGGGCCAGGACAGAAAGAGGCUGCGAGCUGAGGGUUCCACUCAUGGCCACUUUACUCCGAGGUUGUUGCCAGGUUGUUGCCGAGGUUGAAGGCAAGAAAAGAAGUAUGAUCUCCUGGAACCAACAGCUCUGGUCUCUCGAGAAAAAAAAAAAAAAAAUCAGAGACAAGUGUUGGUCACGUGGCAUCUCAGCUGUUGGACCCCAUCCAUGGGCACUCACAUACGCACUCCUGUCCCGGCCUCCCUCCAGGGCGUUCGAACCACAGCUGCCUUCCGAGCCCCCGUUCAAGGGAGCAGGACUCGUCCCUUUGGUUUCCUCAGCCUUGGGGACCCGGGAGGCCUGCGCCCUCCCCUCCACUCCGGCCCAUGGGGACGCUCGCGGCGAAACUUCUCCUGCCGACCCUCAGCAGCCUGGCCUUCCUCCCCACCGUCAGCAUCGCUGCCAAGCGGCGGUUCCACAUGGAGGCCAUGGUCUACCUCUUCACCAUGUUCUUUGUGGCGCUGUACCACGCCUGCGACGGGCCCGGCCUGCCGCUGGUCUGCUUCAUGCGCCGCGACGCCCUAGAGUACUUCAGCGUCUACGGGACCGCGCUGAGCAUGUGGGUCUCGCUGAUGGCGCUGGCCGACUUUGACGAACCCAAGAGGUCGACCUUCGUGAUGUUUGGCGUCCUGACCAUCGCGGUGCGGAUCCACCAUGACCGCUGGGGCUACGGGGUGUACUCGGGCCCCAUCGGCACGGCUGUCCUCAUCAUUGCCACAAAGUGGCUGCAACAGAUGAAGGAGAAGAAGGGUCUGUACCCCGACAAGAGUGUCUACACCCAGCAGAUAGGCCCCGGCCUCUGCUUCGGGGCGCUGGCCCUCAUGCUGCGCUUCUUCUUUGAGGACUGGGACUACACCUAUGUUCACAGCUUCUACCACUGUGCCCUGGCCAUGUCCUUCGUCCUCCUGCUACCCAAGGUCAACAAGAAGGCCGGCAGUGCGGGGCCCCCCGCCAAGCUGGACUGCUCUACCCUUUGCUGCGCUUGCAUCUGACAUGGCCGCCCGCCCCUGUCCCCGUCCCCGUCCCCCGCACAAGCCCCUGCCCUCCCCUUCAUCUCACACCCCAGGAGCGCCCAGGAGAAAUGUCUCCUCCGAGGCUGAGAGGUCCGCAGGGAUCUGGGGCCCCC